This is a messenger RNA of Manihot esculenta (cassava), 2772 nucleotides long. RefSeq lists its product as uncharacterized. The transcript is spliced from 8 exons. Bases 1 to 2772 code for a protein of 923 amino acids. The record is from RefSeq and is a predicted model, not a curated record. NCBI's taxonomy places the organism in Eukaryota, Viridiplantae, Streptophyta, Magnoliopsida, Malpighiales, Euphorbiaceae.
AUGUCGGUAGAUCGUAGAUGGAUGUAUGAGCGACUAGAUCAAAAUGGCUUUCUUAAUUCUGAAUUUGAGAUUGGAGUGGAGACAUUUCUAAACUUUGCCUAUGCACAAUGGAUUGCGCAUGGUGAAUAUGAACAACUUGAGGAACAGUCUACUGAUUAUCUUGCUACAACCAACAAUGUCAAUGAUUAUAGAAGCAUGGUCAUAGAAGCAAUGGAUAUAAAUUAUGGUACAGUUGGAGUUGUUAGUUCUGAAAUGGGCAAUCAAACCAUGGAGCCGAACUUAGAAGUUUCAAAAUUCUAUGAAUUAUUACAUGGUGCGGAUGUGCCAUUAUGGGAGGGCUGCAAUAAUCAUACCAAGUUAUCUGCUAUAUCUCAAUUACUGUACUUAAUGUCAGAAUUUCACAUUAGUCAUAGUUGUUUUAAUAAGUUUAUGGAAACAGUAAAAAGUAUGCUACCAGAAGGAAAUCUCUUACCAGAUAAUUUUUAUAAUACAAAGAAGAUGAUGUCCACUCUAGACCUUGGUUAUACAAAAAUCGAUGUUUGUGUAAACAAUUGUAUGUUGUACUUUCAAGAAAACAUCGACAGAACAUCAUGUACAAUAUGUGGUCACUUUCGAUAUAAACCAAUACAAUCAUUUAUGGGGCGACAAAAAAAGAGACCAUUUAAUGUGUUGCGAUAUCUACCUUUGAUUCCUAGACUCCAAAGACUUUUUAUGUCAUCCAAAACUGCUUUGCAUAUGGUUUGGCAUGCUUCUAACCAACAUGUAGAUGGUAGUAUGGUGCAUCCUGUUGAUAGUGAGGCAUGGAAAUAUUUUGAUUGCACCCACUCUUGGUUUGUAUCUGAUCCAAGAAAUGUUCGGCUUGGAUUAUGUACUGAUGGAUUCAAUCCUUUUGGGCAACGAUCUAAUCCGUAUUCUUGUUGGCCUGUAAUUGUUAUAGUUUACAAUUUACCUCCAUGGAUGGCAAUGAAAAAACCUUACAUGUUUCUGAAUAUGGUAAUUCCAGGUCCUAAAAGCCCUGAAAAAAGUUUGGAUAUUUUUUUGAGGCCUUUGAUUGAUGAGCUGAAAUUGUUGUGGCAUGAAGGAGUUUGGACUCAUGAUGCUAAUUCUAACCAAAACUUUCAAAUGAAAGCAGCAUUGUUAUGGAUAAUAAGUGAUUUUCCAAUAUAUGCUGCUGGCAAGCAAACAAUACUGGGGUUUGGAGUACAGCAUAACUGGGUAAAAAAGAGUAUAUUUUGGGAGCUUCCAUAUUGGCAAUCAAAUUUACUUCGAUAUAAUUUGGAUGUUAUGCAUAUAGAAAAGAAUGUGUUUGAUAACAUAUUCUACACAGUUAUGGAUGUGAAUGGCAAAUCAAAGGACAAUAUCAAGACAAUACAAGAUUUGAAAGUCUAUUGCAAUCGUCCCGAGUUAGAAUUGUUGUAUAAUAAUGGUAAAGUUUACAAACCUAAAGCCAUUUAUUCUUUGAAUAAAGAACAGAAACGGUCAAUUUGUCAGUGGCUUAAGGAUUUGAGAUUGCCUGAAGGUUAUACUUCAAACAUUGCUCAGUCUGUUAGUAGACAUAACUGCAACCACACUCACAGAAGAAAAUUUGAAUAUCUUAGAAAAAAUAUUGUUGAGAGUAUUUACAAGAUGGAGAAGAUAUUCACACCCGGUUUCUUUGACUCAAUGGAGCAUUUACCUAUUCACUUGGCAUACGAGGCAAAAGUAGGUGGAUCUGUGCAAUAUCGUUGGAUGUAUCCCUUUGAACGAUACCUCUUUGACUUUAAGAAAAAAGUCAAAAAUAAAGCUUCUGUUGAGGGUUCAAUUGUUGAGACAUAUAUUAUUGAGGAAAUUUCAUCUUUUUGCUCACACUACUUUGAGCCAUCUAUCUCGACAAGGCUAAAUAGAGUUCCAAUAAAUGAUGAUGGUGGACAUGUAGAACCUAUGGGACGCCUUUCGAUUUUCACUCAUGCAGGUCGGCCUUUUGGGCAUUUGGAUCAUGGCAGAAUGUUGUCAAAUGAAGAGUAUCGCGCAGCACAUUUAUAUGUGUUGUUGAAUUGUCCUGAAAUUGAUCCGUUUAUUGACGAUCAACAAAUUGAGCGAAUGCGAGAGCAAGAACUGGCUAAUUGGUUAAAAGACUAUGUGGGAAGGAAAGAAGUUGAUAAUUGCAUUUAUCAAAUAGCUCAAGGGCCCAGCCGAAAAGUAUUAGAAUUAGAGUACUUUGAAGAGGGAAACAAGAUAAUCAUUUUCAAGUGUGAAUGGUUUGACACUAAUAGAGGGGUAAGAGUCCAUCCUCAACAUGGUCUUGUGAAAAUCAAUGUCAAAUUAAGGCUAGCAUCAUCUGAUCCAUUUAUUUUAGCUCAACAAGCUCAUCAAGUUUGCUAUAUUAAAUACCUUAAAAUCUAUAAAGUGAGAGUUGACUGGUGUGCGGUUUUCAAAACUAAAGCUAGGAGCACUUACAAUAUUGGACCUUCCAUGGUUAACAUCAAUUCAAAUGAGCAAAACUAUAGUGAUGUUGCUUAUCAGGAUGAUGAUGUCUCAAGACCUCAAGAAAUUGUACCAACAACCGAACUUGAUGAUCUCACAAUGUUACUUGAUUCAAGUAUUAUAGUUGAGGUAGAUGUUAAUGAAUUGCAAAAUGUGCAACAACCACUUGGAGUGGUGGAAGAGGAAGAGAAAGAGGAUGAGGAUGAGGAUGAGAAAGAGGAAGAGGAUACUGAAGAGUCAAAUGACGAUUUAGAAGUUGAUGGUGUUGAUAGUGAUGAUGAUGUCAACUUAGAAGAUGAUUCUGAAUGA